Molecule: messenger RNA, 732 nt
Organism: Salvia splendens (bonfire salvia)
Lineage: Eukaryota; Viridiplantae; Streptophyta; Magnoliopsida; Lamiales; Lamiaceae
Product: probable E3 ubiquitin-protein ligase RHC1A
Exons: 2
Coding region: 145-588 (147 amino acids)
Biological process (GO): ubiquitin-dependent protein catabolic process
Cellular component (GO): nucleus
Molecular function (GO): ubiquitin protein ligase activity
Source: RefSeq, a predicted model, not a curated record
CAGUGAUCAAGCAACAAGGAGGCGUUGGUCUUUGUCGUGGCCGUUUGGCUCGUCUCGUUCCAGUAGUAGCCGUCAGGGAAGAGGUGGAGAACCUAGCCACCAGCAUGUUCAGUGGCCUAUUCAGUAUUAAGGCUAAGUGACGUGAUGGGUUCGAUCAGGGUGUAUUCCAAAAAUGGUGCAACGACCAGCAAUUCGUGGACUUCUGUGGAUUUCGUUGUCAGCGGAACUGGCACCCUCACCGUGUCCAGCAAUAGAGGCGUGGUAGCGAGGGGUGUUGGCGUGGAACAAAUCUCUGAGCAAGCCAUUCGAAAACCAGCUCCAAAAUCUGCUAUCAAUGCCUUACCAAAGGUCAAGGUUUCGAAGGAGCACAUUCAUGCAGAUUCCACCUGCGCCGUGUGCAAGGAAAAAUUCGAGUUGGGGUCUCAAGCGAGGAAGCUUCCGUGCAAGCAUAUCUACCACUCAGACUGCAUCGUACCAUGGCUUCAACGCCACAGUUCGUGCCCUAUUUGCCGCCUGCCCGUCACUAAGGAUAAUGGUAAGGUUGCUACACUCAGGCGUUGGUCGUGUUUUUGCUCCUUUGGCUGCUAGUACUAGGGUCUUGGUUGCCCAUUUUCCCUCGAUCUUGCUAUCUUUCCUGUAAUUUUUUUUUAUCAUUGUAGCUAUUCAACGAACAACCCUAAUAACACAUUUUAUUAUACUUCUGUAUGAUUAAUAUCUAAAACAUACUCGCUU